AUGACCACUCCCAAGAAGAGAUCCUGGGAAGGUCACAUCAUCAACAACAGCAACACAACCACUACGCAGCAGACGCAGGGACAAGACCGCUUGGCUGCAAUGGCUGCCACCGAUGCCACCGAUGCUGUUGCCGCUGCUGCUGCUGCAGACACUGGAAACAGCAGCAGCUCAACAAUUCUGUCCAUUUUCGAGACCUUCCGCAGCGAGUUGGACGAGCAUCAUGACCGCCGGGAGCGGAUCGUCAAGGCGUCGAGGGAUAUCACCGCGUUGAGUAAGAAGAUAAUCUUCUCCUUACAACGCCUUCGCACCGUCAACGCUCCCAUCCCCCCCGCCAUCGCCAAAGAGAAUCAGACCCGCUUCGACCAGAUCCUCGAGCUCUUCCGGAGCAUCGUCCCAGACAUUUCCGGCCUGAACGCCUGGCGCUACCAGCGACAGGUCAGCCCCGGCAUCCAGGAGUUCAUCGAAGCGCUCUCCUUCCAGCACUACGUGCAGACACAGCGGCUGAUCUCGCGGGACGAGGUUGCCGCGAAGCUGCCGCCCGAGGUGCUGGUCACCGAGGAGGACUAUCUGAUGGGCAUCUUCGACCUGACGGGCGAGUUGAUGCGGUUUGCGGUGACGAUGCUGUCUACGGGUGGGCAGAUUACGAAGAAGAAGAAGGAGAAUAAGACCAUGCAGUCAGCUAUCAGCAACAUGGAGGGGGAUUCCCAGCGGGAAGAGGAAGACACGCCACUGCGGGAACUGCCCGCCGCGCAGGCCAACAUUGUGGUUGACCUGCGCGGGAUGCGCGCGCAGUUCGAAUCGCUCAACGUGCCGCGCCGCCACAGCAGCAACAUGAUGCGCGACAUGUACAAGAAAGUGGAGGUGAUGCAGACCAGCGUGGAGAAGGUCGAGCGGGCGGCGUAUGGGAUCCUGGUCCGAGGCAGCGAGCGGCCGAGCGGGUGGACGCCGGACUUGUCGACGUCGACUGUCGAGGAAGUGGAGAGCUAUUGA
Molecule: messenger RNA, 990 nt
Organism: Rasamsonia emersonii CBS 393.64
Lineage: Eukaryota; Fungi; Ascomycota; Eurotiomycetes; Eurotiales; Trichocomaceae
Product: Translin-associated factor TraX
Exons: 3
Coding region: 1-990 (329 amino acids)
Cellular component (GO): cytoplasm; nucleus
Molecular function (GO): RNA endonuclease activity; RNA binding; sequence-specific DNA binding
Source: RefSeq, a predicted model, not a curated record